This is a messenger RNA of Somion occarium, 1067 nucleotides long. The record is from the annotation of a GenBank genome assembly. Lineage: Eukaryota; Fungi; Basidiomycota; Agaricomycetes; Polyporales; Cerrenaceae.
AGCCCCCUUCCUCGGAGACUUUCACUCAAAUCUUGGUGCCGGCCACCUUGAUUUUUCUUCUUCGUUUUACUGUAUUUCACUUUUACGAUUUAGCUUAUUCUUCACGACUUCUUCCUUCCUACGACAUUCUUUAUCGAUCAGCUUCUUUCUUGAAUCCAAUCCCGAUCAUGCGCUUCUCUACCUCUGUCGCUCUCGCUGUUGUUGCGGCCUCUUCUGUACCGGCUCUCUGUGCCCCCUUCGAGGCUGUUGUCAACUCUCGUGAUGUAUCUGACCUUGAAGCUCGCAAGGUGAGACAUAUCGGCAACAAACUUGAGCAUGCCAACAACAUUGCCGGUAUUGCUGACGGGCUCACGGGCAUCGCCACCAACAUCGCUGGAGCCGUCCAGCAGCGUUCAUUGAAGUCUUUGGACCCGUUGAAGUCUUUGAACUCGUAUCAUAUCAACGAGUGCGAUGUCGGAUGCAUUCAAAACAAGUUAUUUGGUUUGCAGAAUGUUGCCAGAUCCUACUUGGAGGCUCGUAAAGUCAGGCAUAUUGGCAAUAAGCUUGAGCACACGAACAACGUAGUUGGCAUCGCGGACGGUCUGACUGGUAUCGCAACCAACAUCGCCGGGGCUGCUCAGCAACGCCGCGACUUGGAAGCACGUAAGGUCAGGCAUAUCGGUAACAAGCUGGAGCACGCCAACAAUAUUGCCGGUAUUGCUGAUGGCCUCACUGGUAUUGCAACAAACGUUGCUGGAGCAGUUCAGCAGCGUUCGUUGAAGCCCCCGAUCCACCAUUUCAUAAACGAGUGCGAUACCGACUGCAUUCAAAACCGGCUAUUUGGUUGGGGCCAGAACGUUGUCAGUGCUGCUCAGCAACAACGGGAUUUUGGAGCCGUUCCUGUUGAGCGACGCUCAUUGGAGGAGCUUGAUUAGACUGUGGCCAUCUGCACUGGCUGUUUGAUUUAUGAGAAGACACCACACUUUCGGUCACCCAUUGUAAAGGAAGAUCUAUUAACUUUGUCGUAGUACCAACCCUUGAAAUGCAGUGGUAUCUGGGGGCUCAAUGUAAAAGCAAUGAUGAGUACG